UAAAAGAGAAUGAAAUUUGGUGGCAGUAGCAGCAGCAGCAGCAGCAGGAGAAUCAUCUAAGCGACGUGGCCUCCACCUUCCCUUCCCCCUUAACAGCCGCAAAAAAUGAACAAAAUUAAAAAGCAGCCGCUUGAAGCUAGAAAAAAACCCAAUCAACGAGCAAUAUAUACAAAAACAGAAGCCGCACAGUGAAAUAGCCCAAAAAACACCGAAAUAAAAAACAACGCAGACCUAAGAAAAGAGAAACAGAACGCUAAGUCCAGUCAGCGACAGCGUCGUUUGCCUCCAUAGCAGCAUUAUUAUCAACAUCAGCAACAGCAGCAGCAACAAAAACAGCAGCGGCGACAACGAGGCCACCAUCAUCAUCAUCUCAUCCAUUGAGUGGGCGUCGUCAGGCAGGGACAGCAGUCGGAGAAACGUUGGACGUGAACAAGUCGACGGAAACGUCCACGUCGACGUCGCCGCAACACUUUUGCGAAUCAAUUUCCGUUGCGGUGGCCGUUUCAGUUUUGGUUUCAACGUUGUUAGCACCGAGCGUGUCGCGAAUUUCUAAUGGCGGUCGCAGUCGGCGGUGUGAAUUAACAAAUGCAACAAAUCCGCGAAACUGGACAAACUUUUGUGAGAAAGCAAACAAGCAAAGCAAUUGAACCGAAUCAAGUGUUAAACGAUCAGAGACAAAAAUCAUGUUGCUGGAGUUUGAUCAAGGCCAUGGGCCCGACUCGGCAACAUUAGCAAUCGAUGCAGCAGCACAAACCACACGAGGUGGACUCCGCAGACACAGAACAAGCGCCGCAAGGAUACGUAAAAGACGCUGUUGCUGUGAACCAGUAGAGCCGGAGCAGGUCCAGGAGCUGGAGACCGAGAUGGAAGGUGAUGAAAAGGAACAGCGCCUGCGGCCAGACUCCCAGCAUACAAUAAGCAAUCGUUGCUCUAGUUUAGGCCUACUGGGGCUGACCGCAGCAGCAGCCGCUAUGCUACACACAACGAACGCCCUGUCAGCGACAGUCGCUGAUGCCAUUGUCCUGCCAUUGCAGGCCAUUGCCACGCCCAUGCCCCCCACAUCGAUGCACGCAUUGAAUUCGUCGGUGCCUCUGAAUGACAGCAGUGGCAGUAACAAUAGCAGCAGCAUGCCAAUGGGCGAACCAGGAGAGGAUUGGUUUGAUGAUGUGGUUUGGGUACUCAAGGCAUUUGUGAUGCUGUUCAUCAUCAUUGCCGCCAUUUGCGGUAAUCUUCUUGUUAUUAUUUCUGUGAUGCGUGUUAGAAAAUUAAGAGUUAUAACGAAUUACUUUGUAGUUUCCUUAGCUAUGGCUGAUAUAAUGGUCGCUAUUAUGGCCAUGACAUUUAACUUUAGUGUGCAAGUAACUGGGCGAUGGAAUUUCAGUCCGUUUCUCUGCGAUUUGUGGAACAGUUUGGAUGUGUACUUUUCAACAGCUAGCAUUUUGCAUUUAUGUUGCAUAUCCGUCGAUAGAUACUAUGCCAUUGUUAAGCCGCUCAAGUAUCCGAUUAGCAUGACAAAACGCGUGGUUGGCAUUAUGUUGCUAAACACGUGGAUAUCGCCGGCUUUGCUCUCGUUCCUGCCCAUUUUCAUUGGCUGGUAUACGACCGAUGAGCACAAGAUAUUUGUCAAGGAAAAUCCGGAGCAGUGCUCGUUUGUCGUGAACAAGUACUAUGCGAUAAUAUCGAGCUCAAUCUCAUUUUGGAUACCGUGCACCAUCAUGAUAUUCACAUAUUUCGCAAUUUUCCGUGAGGCCAAUCGGCAGGAAAAGCAGCUGAUGAUGCGACACGGCAACGCUAUGCUUAUGCACCGCCCAUCUAUGCAGCCGUCAGGCGAAGCGCUGAGCGGCUCGGGCUCAUCGAAAACAUUGACACUGCACGAGGUCGAGCAGGAGCACACACCCACAAAGGACAAGCACUUAAUCAAAAUGAAGCGGGAGCACAAGGCUGCACGCACGUUGGGCAUCAUUAUGGGCACCUUCAUACUCUGCUGGCUGCCAUUCUUUUUGUGGUACACACUCUCAAUGACUUGCGGGCCGUGUCAGGUGCCAGAUAUCGUGGUCUCCAUACUCUUCUGGAUUGGCUACUUUAACUCCACACUAAACCCCCUCAUCUACGCGUACUUUAAUCGCGACUUCCGAGAGGCCUUCCGCAACACACUUCUUUGCCUGUUCUGCAACUGGUGGAAGGAUCGCCAUAUGCCCCUCGACAUUGACAUACGCCGCUCGAGCCUCCGAUACGAUCAGAGGGCCAAGAGCGUCUACUCGGAGAGUUACCUGAACUCGACCACUCCAUCGCAUCGCCGUCAGUCGCAAAUGGGCGACAAUUUAUAAUACAGGGACGAGGCGCUUUUGACGCCGAUUGCUCAGCAGCAGCAGCGAUUAGCAGCUGGCGGGGAGGUGGCCAGAACCCGACUUGAAGUGGCUAGACCAGCCCAGGUGGCCAGUGAUGAUGUGCAGGAGAUCCAAAUUGAGAUACCAAUGGAGUACAUCAACAAAUGGAAUAAGAAUAACAAUGCAGCUUCCUCCACCGCCUCCAGCCAUGUGUAAGAACUUGAACGAGGGAAAAAAUUGCACCUUCUAGUCCAGAUGAUAAUGAUAAUCUUUAAUUUACACAUGUGCUCCGACUCUCCUCUAAGUGUCCUUUGCCUGGGGAGAACUAUGUCUUCUAAAUAAUUUAUUUAUUCAAUUGUAAAUAAUUAAUAUUUUUGUAUAAUAGCAGGUUGUAAAAUCAUCAUUUCAACUAAGUUUCUACAAUUUGUUAAGCUAUUUAUUCAAUGACAAAAGAAAAACACAAGAACAAAGAAAUGGCAAUCAACUACUGAGCUAUACUAUGCAUCGUAUGUAUGUUUUCAUAAAUGUCUAUAGGUAUGUAUGUACAUACAUACCACAUUUAUUGUAUACUAUGUACAUAGGAAACAAACUGCAAACUGUGCCAAUUAAAAAACGAGAAACACUCACACAUAAAUUAUCCAACCAUACACACACACACACACACUGGAAUGGCUAGAAUCUAAUAGGUCAGACUGCCAUUUAAUUGGUAAAAAUGUGUGGUGUGUAGGGGAUAGAAGAAAGUGUUAUUCGACAUGACAAUCGUAUGAUAUAAACAAAACAGAGAAAAAACGAAACCAAUGCUCAAAAAAAAAAAUUAUUGAAUAAAUUUAACUAAAUUCUAGCAACUUGUAGUUGAAUAAAUAUAUCUAGCAAUAAAAUGAGAAAGAAAACAAAAAACAAAACAAAGUCAGUUAAAAUCAAAAAUAAGUGUGAAGUCUUAUUAGUAUAGUUCAAGUGCAUCGAAUAUC
Drosophila willistoni is the source of this 3295-nucleotide messenger RNA. It is a transcript of the gene Octbeta2R, whose product is annotated as octopamine receptor beta-2R. The record is from RefSeq and is a predicted model, not a curated record. The transcript has 6 exons. NCBI's taxonomy places the organism in Eukaryota, Metazoa, Arthropoda, Insecta, Diptera, Drosophilidae. Gene Ontology annotation, biological process: adenylate cyclase-activating adrenergic receptor signaling pathway. Gene Ontology annotation, molecular function: octopamine receptor activity. Gene Ontology annotation, cellular component: membrane. Bases 684 to 2327 code for a protein of 547 amino acids.